Molecule: messenger RNA, 616 nt
Organism: Panicum hallii
Lineage: Eukaryota; Viridiplantae; Streptophyta; Magnoliopsida; Poales; Poaceae
Exons: 7
Coding region: 119-526 (135 amino acids)
Source: RefSeq, a predicted model, not a curated record
CCCCCGCCGCCUCGCGCCCGCGCGGCCCCCGCGGCCGCCGCCUCGGGUGCACGGCCCCCGCACCGCUGUAAUUUUGACUUGUAGUUGCCAUGCUGUGUUCUCACCUCUGUACUGCUGAAUGUUUAUGCAGAUCCAAAGCAAAUACGGGGGCUCCAGUAAAGUCAUGCUCCGUAAUCAGUCAGUAGCUGAGACCACGUUCGGGAAGAUGUCUGGUCUCAUUGGAUCAUUUAUAACAUUUCCUAAGAAGGAUGAGUCUAGAGAACCGUUGCGUCGGCAGACAAGCAACAUGGAUUUAAGAGCAAGAGGCUCUGAUGGUUCUACCAGUAUGCCUUCACUUAGGAAAAACGCCUCUGUAUCAUCCGACAUGAGCGAUCUUGCCUCACAAUGUUCAGGACAUUCAGUGAGGCGAACCAGCAGCUGGUGUUUCGAUGAGAAAGUUCUGAUACAGUCACUCUACAAGGAGCCUAUUACUGACAGACUUGGUGAAGCUCAUGAUUACUUACACAGGUGCAUACACGUGAAAUGAUUACUUACACAGAAAUAGUAAACAGUGCAUGUCUAAACAAUGAUUACUGGAGCUAUAUGAAGAAGAUUCCUCCUUUUUUUUAGCAGGCAU